This is a messenger RNA of Culex quinquefasciatus (southern house mosquito), 828 nucleotides long. RefSeq lists its product as uncharacterized. The record is from RefSeq and is a predicted model, not a curated record. The transcript has a single exon. NCBI's taxonomy places the organism in Eukaryota, Metazoa, Arthropoda, Insecta, Diptera, Culicidae. Bases 1 to 828 code for a protein of 275 amino acids.
AUGGACAAGGAGUUUAAGGCGAUGUUCCAGCAGCUGAUGGAGUCGCAGCAGAAGCUCAUCACCGAACUGGCCAUGUCCCGGACGGCACCACCGACGACGCCCGCGCCUGGUACGUCGACGACGGAUGCCCGUAUGGAAGCUCUAGCCAACUCCAUGACGGAGUUCCACUACGAUCCGGAAUCUAACCUCACAUUCGAGAACUGGUACGCCCGCCAUGAGGAUACCCUGAAGUGUGACGCUGCCGGUUUGGACGAUGCUGCCCGUGUUCGUCUCCUGCUUCGUAAGCUCAGCGACGCCACUCACGCAGAGUACAUGAACCACAUCCUGCCGAAGAUGACGAGCGAAACUGUGGACAACCUGACGAAGCUGUUCGGCGCUCACGUCUCUCUCUUCUCCAAGCGGUACCACUGCCUCACGCUGACCAAGAGGGCCUCGGUUGACUUCCAGUCGUACGCCGGGCAGGUGAACCGCUGCUGCGAGGAUUUCGGUGUGGCCCAGUGCAGCGUCGAUGCUUUCAAGUGCCUCAUAUUCGUGUGUGGCCUACACAACAAGCAGGACGCUGAGAUUCGCACAUCUCUGCUGGCGAAGCUGGAAGGAAACGCGAACAUGACCCUGGACAACCUCACUGCUGGAUGUCACCGCAUCAUCAAUCUCCGCAAAGAUGCGUCUAUUGUGGAGGUCUCAAGUGACAAAUCAUCGGUGAAUGCGAUCACCCACGGCCGUUCUGACAGCACACGACACUCAUCAGCUGAUCAGAAGCCCACUGCAACACGAUCGCGCUCCCCUCACAACUCCAACAACAACAAUCCACACAUUAGCAGCAGCUGA